This is a messenger RNA of Oreochromis aureus, 1512 nucleotides long. Its product is annotated as guanylate cyclase soluble subunit beta-2. Bases 1 to 1512 code for a protein of 503 amino acids. Gene Ontology annotation, biological process: intracellular signal transduction; receptor guanylyl cyclase signaling pathway; cGMP biosynthetic process. The transcript is spliced from 10 exons. Gene Ontology annotation, molecular function: peptide receptor activity; guanylate cyclase activity. The record is from RefSeq and is a predicted model, not a curated record. NCBI's taxonomy places the organism in Eukaryota, Metazoa, Chordata, Actinopteri, Cichliformes, Cichlidae.
AUGAGUUCACUUACUUUUACGGUUCGAGACCGCCUCUGGUUGGCAGGAAAACCACGACUUCCUGCCCACCGAGAUCACUUUCAUAAUAAAACCGCUGGAGCCUGUGCCACCGAAGAGACAUGCAGCUUUAGUCUUGCCCCGCCGCUCGGGAGAGAGGCUGCGCACUACACCCCGCACAGGCCGGCAAUCACAGAGCUCAGAAAGGCAGAAACAGCUUUUACGGCCACAAACGAAGUGGACACUACGUGGCUGGUGACUUGCGCUGACUUCUAUCAGCGGUUCUUCAUCUGCGGUGAGUCAAAUAACAGCAGCUCCAGCACAAGUCUCAUGACGUCCUUGGACUUGAUGAAAAAACAGUGUUUUGCAUCUGGGACGCUGUCCUCAGCUUCUCUCAAAAGAAGGUUCAUAAAGAAGAGCAGGGUCGCUCCGGGGAGGCAGCACGAUGCGGGCAGCGAGUGUCAGCUGUGCAGAUGUUCCAUAUUUUCCCAUUCAGGCAGCAACCAGACUGUUCGCCGGAUUCUGACAGCCUGCCUCCUCUCUUUCAUGGCCCUGCUCGGCUCUGUAUUCAUCGACAUCAACUCCAACUUUGACUUGCUGGUGGGCUCUCGAUCCAUCUCUUCAGGCCUCAGUAUGAGGAUAUGCCUGCUGGCCAUGGCGUGCCUUAUCUACCCUGUGGUGAUGUUCUCUUUCAAACAGAUGACAGAGUGGAUACAGAACUAUGCCCACAGUCUGAAGGAGAAAACACAAGACCUCAAGCACCAGAGGCAGCUGGCUGAAGAUCUGCUUCACCAAAUGCUGCCAAAGUCAGUUGCCAAACAGCUCCGCCAGCAUAAACACGUUGAAGCUGAGAGCUAUGAAAAGGUUACCAUUUUUUUCUCAGACAUUGUGGGCUUCACCUCUAUCUCUGCGUCCUGUACUCCAUUGCAAGUAGUGGAGAUGCUCAACAACCUCUACAUGUGUUUUGAUACGCGCAUUGACUCCUAUGAUGUCUACAAGGUGGAGACUAUUGGAGAUGCAUACAUGGUGGUGAGCGGCCUACCUGAAAGGAACGGAGACAGACAUGUGGAUGAAAUUGCCAAGAUGGCUCUGGAUCUGGUAGCAGCCGUCAGACAGGUCUCCAUUCCUCACAUGCCCAAUGAGAGGCUUCAGCUCAGAGCUGGCAUCCACACAGGUCCAUGUGUGGCAGGAAUAGUGGGCUACAAGAUGCCAAGAUACUGUCUAUUUGGAGAUACCGUCAACACAGCCUCUAGAAUGGAAUCAACCAGCCUGCCUCAGAAAAUCCACAUCAGUUCAGAAACAUACCUGGCUCUGAUCAAAGACAAUGCUUAUGAACUGCAGCUUCGUGGGGAGAUUGAGAUUAAGGGUAAGGGCAAAAUGUAUACAUACUGGCUGAUUGGCCACAAGAACUACAGCGUGCAGAAUGACAGCCUGGUUUGCCACUGGAAUCCCAACAUGGCCAGAAAGAAGAAGAUGUUAGCAGGGAGCCAGGUAUCUGUGAGCAAUGUGAGUUAA